AUGAGUGAUUAUUCUUCUAUGGCUACGCUUCAAAACAAUAGUGUCACAGGGGGAUUUGCGGCAGCUUUACAACGUGCGAAAUUGGUAGCCGCCAAAAUUGAAGUUGGUGGAAAUAAGAGAUCACUAGACGACGGACCAGAACCAAGCUCAAAGAAACUUGCAUCAGCAGAACCUCCCUACUCUCCACCUCCAAUGAGUGUAACAGCAGCAGCAGCAGCGGCCGCCGCGGCAGCAGCACGUCUUGCUGCUAAUUCUGCAUCUCCGCCUGCUCCAUCCGGGCCCCCGAACAUGAUGAAUGACCAGGCUAUUAAUGACUAUAUCAGGGUUCCUGAUAAAAUGGUCGGCCUCAUCAUUGGUCGUGGAGGAGAGCAGAUCACAAGGUUGCAAGCAGAGACAGGGUGCAAGAUUCAAAUGGCCCCUGAUUCCGGUCAAGCAGAACGUCUCUGUACCCUUACAGGGUCGCAAGAGGCUAUUAAUAGGGCAAAGGAACUUGUAAAUAACAUAGUGAAUCACCGUGGACGGGAAAACGCGCAACAACAUCCCGAACAGGGCAUGUCUCCCAUGGGACCUAGGGGAGGCGGCGGCGGCGGCGGUGGUGGUGGUGGAUUGGGCAUCACUGAUGAGAUAAUGCUACCGGGUCCCAAAGUUGGGCUCAUCAUUGGUAAAAAUGGUAAAACCAUCAAGCAGUUGCAAGAGCAGUCUGGAGCCAAAAUGGUGGUCAUUCAGGAUGGACCGAACACGGAAUAUGAAAAGCCACUCCGUAUAUCCGGCGAUCCGGCUAAAGUAGAGCACGCCAAGCAGUUGGUGUACGAGUUGCUUCAGGACAAAGAAGGCGGACAGAGCGGAGGUCGCGGGUUUGACGAUAAUUAUGCGGAACAGGGCAAUGGUGUUACAUCGAGUGAGGUUUUGGUACCAAAAACGGCAGUCGGUGUCGUCAUCGGACGCAACGGAGAUAUGAUUAAAAAGAUUCAAAGUGACUCGGGAUGUAGGGUCCAGUUCCACCAGGAGAGGGAGGAGGGCCCGGGAGAUAAGAGGUGUUAUCUGCAAGGUCUUCCGCAUCAAGUGGACCACGCCCGGCAGAUGAUUGAAGAUUUGAUUAACAGUGUUAAUGUGAGUUCAUUUGAACAGUUGGCAAUUCGCUCGGGGCGCGGUCGCGCGGGCAACAAGAACAACAACCCGGGCAACGACCGAGACUCCCAGCAGUGGCAGGACAACAGUCCAGAAGUCAGGGUCACCUUCUCGAUGCCCAAUGUCAAGUGUGGACUCAUUAUUGGCAGAGGUGGCGAAGUAAUUAAGCAAAUUAACGCUCAAUCGGGCGCGCACUGCGAGUUGGACCGACGCGCGCAGAACCAAGACCGAGUGAACCGGACUUUCUUUAUCAAGGGACAUCCUGAUGCCGUCGAAAGCUGCAAACGUAUCAUCAUGGAGAAGGUUGGCAUGCCAGUAAACUUUAUCCCCGAUGGGGGCGGCCCGGGUAGCGAUAACGGCAACGGUGGCAACAACGGGGGUGGGGAGUACUACCGCGGCGGGGGCGGGGGCGGCGGAGGUGGCGGGGAAGGCGGUGGAUCCGCCUGGGGUUACAACCCGCAUUGGCAUCAGCAGCAGCAGCAACAGCAACAACAAGUGCAGAUAAAUCCUGCGACCGGACAGCCAGACUAUUCCCAGCAGUGGAUAGACUAUUACCGGUCUCUCGGUCUCAUGAGGGAGGCUGAAGCCAUCGAGCAGCAGGCUAAGCAGCAAAUGGGCGGACCCAACAAUCAAUCCAACUCGGGCAGCCCGAGCCAGACGAGCGGGCCGGCGAGCACUCCGCCCAGCAGCACGCCCAGCAAUGCGCCCGACUACAGCGCGCAGUGGGCUGAGUACUACCGCAGCAUCGGCAAGCUCAAGGAGGCAGACGCCAUCGAGGCGCAGAUCAAGGCCAAGCAACCGCCCAGUCAGCAACCGCCCCAACCGAGCAACGCUCCACAGGCGCCACCUAGCCAGUCCCCGGGGGCCAUGGGCCAAUAUCAGCAGUACCCGAUGUACCCGCCGGUGUACCCCUAUCCGUACCCGUACGGGAACGCACCUGACUCUGGACACCAGUAA
Molecule: messenger RNA, 2085 nt
Organism: Pieris macdunnoughi
Lineage: Eukaryota; Metazoa; Arthropoda; Insecta; Lepidoptera; Pieridae
Source: the annotation of a GenBank genome assembly